GGCAAACCCCAUUAAUGAUCUUCGCAAACUACGCUGGUUGACUGAAACAAGAGCCGUCUCUCUACGAUGUCGCUAUUGAUCAAUUCGCACUAUGGACGCCUUCGUACAGCGGCUUCCACGCCCAAGAUCGCAGCCUUCUUCAAGAUCUCCAACGAGACCUUCGCCGCUCGGUGAGAGGCCCGCAAAGAAGGCCAAGGUCGAAAUCCAGGACAGCGAUUGUGACGAUGAUGAUAAGAUCAAGUCUGAAACCGAUGAGGCAGAUACCUCUGGCCUGACAGUCAAUGAUGUAUCUGACGCAGACGACGACGUCAAGCACCACACACGGCAGACUGACAUCGAGAGCACUUUGCCACCCAUCCAGUUGGACAAAGAGGCGAUCGAGGAAUAUGAGUUGAUGAGGAGCUCCCAAGUCAGCGCCCCUGAAGACGAAACAGCCGUCGCGCCUGAACGAAAGUGGGUAAGGGGGAAGAGCUCCAUCUACGUGGAUGCGUUUAACCUCGCCUUGGAUACUGUCUUGGCAGAUGAGUCCCAUUUGUUCGACGCCAAGGAGUGCAACGUAUUCGAGCAAUGGAAAUCGUUGGGCUACGAGGCCCAGUACCUAUAUGUGCGCUUGUUCUUGCGCAAGACUUCCGCCUGGCACCGUCAAGACCGGCUGGGAUACUAUAGCGAUGUUUCAGAUCCUGAAGCUGCCAUUGCGUCUCUGCAGAAAGUCAGAGAUCUUCCCGAGCCUGAUGCUCCCGCAUGCAGCAAUCCUGUCGAAGGCAUUGACCUGGAAGAGUUUAGUUUAGACGGCACUUUCACAUUUGCCGAUGCUUCUGAGGAACAUAUAACGACCAUCGAAGAGGCGUCUUCAUUGCUAAGCCUAGACGAACUAAAAGAUCUUGCUAAAGAGGCCAAAUUCCAGGGACGUAACAAAGCCGACUUGGUGAAAGCGCUAUGCCGAACAGGCUAUCAGCAGACCGGGCUCUUUGCUCAUGGGCUACAACGGUCUGGCAGCGGCGAGUCCCAGACUGCUCGAGGUCUAAUGCGAGAUCGCCACGAUACUCCACCACUUCUCAGCAGGCAAGACUCGAACCAGACGCAACACUUUCUAGAAAAGAUCAGGAUCAUCACAGGCCCUUGCAUCAGGCUAUCGCCACUGACAUAUAAACUCUUCGAGAGGGUACACCUGGUCUUCUACCGGUCGACAGAAUGGACUGAGAAGUCUCUGACGGCCAUUAUUCUUGCUAGCAUCGCACGCCGGAACUACCCAGAGUACAUUGUCUGCCGAAGUACGAACAUUUUUGCUUCUCGAAGACAUGUUCUCGAGUUCGAGUCAGCAGUUCGUGUCGAAGCCGAGGUCGAUCAGAUCCUGGAGUUCAAUGGCUCGCCGGGUGAGGCAGGUCUUCGCAAGGUUGUGGAUGUCUUCGAUCGUGUCUACCCUCGGUGGAAAACACUUUUAAGAGAAGAGCAAGACAAGGAAAAGCGAUUAUACGAAGAGGGUGAAGGCGCCUACUUGAGAAGGUUCACGCCUGUUCAUUCCUACACGCGCAUUGUCCACAAGGCAGCAUAUGUGUUUGGGAAGUUGAAGGAUUACGAACGCGAGCACUCUAUUCUCACCGAACUUCUCGACCAGCACCUAUUCCAUCCUGCUAGGCGAGGCAGCUGGUAUCAACGAAAGGCCCUCUUAGAGGAACACUACAUGUAUGCACUAGAUGCCAACGCAGUGUCUCCCGAUCCCGACAUCCAGAAGAAGCAUUGGAAACGAAUUGCAGCGACGACUUGCGAGACAGCGCUAGAGGACAAUGAGUGCCAUCUGAUCUACCAUUACGAUUUGCAGAAGCGUCUGCUCAAGCUCGAGAAGCAGCUCCGCAUUCCAAGACGACUUCAGCAUGAUUUUGGCCACGUUCGUCUCCAAAAGCCACUAGAGCAUACUGUUGAGGGCAUCCAGGUGAUCAAAGAAGAUCGCCAAGGCAGAAAUGGCCGACAAGCAAGUACGAAGACGAUUUGGAUCGAUGAGCUAGAGGAAGGUGGCGAAUGCAGCGUCGAAGAAAUGUGCCUAAGUUGGUACCGGAGCAAGGGCUAUAAGGGAUACCACGCUGAGGGAGGCAUCGUUCGCACACUUUUCGCCUAUCUUUUCUACGACAUUCUGUUCCUCUACAUCCCAAAUGUAUUUCAGACAGCUUAUCAGACUUGCCCCUUGGACCUCCAUACGGAUUCAUUCUAUCCGACGCGGCUGUCCGAGAUUAAUCACCGACUAGUCGAGAUAGGCAACGGCGGUGCGGAAACCAUCAUCCGCGAGGUCGACGCCAGAGAGCGCGAACGACGAACUUGUGUUAUCGGCCUCAACUGGGACUACGACAUUGAGGAUCUUGUGGAGCUGGUCGGGUGCUUCGAUGGUAGCGCACUGGCCGCUCUCUGCAAGGUGAUGGCACAGGAGUACCGACAGCGGGGCGGAGGCCUGCCCGACCUGAUCCUCUGGCGGACGGAGCCGAAAAAGGAAUGCAUGUUCGCUGAGGUCAAAAGCGCCAAUGACCGUCUCAGUGACACUCAGAGACUAUGGAUCCACGUUCUCACGGGUGCAGGUGUGAAGGUUGUCCUUUGUAACGCCGUGGCCAAGCAAGUCAAAAAUAUUGACUGAAGACGCCUUCGGAGUUCUCAAGGAUCCCUGCCUGUCGAAAGAUAUUUUGAUUCGCUCUUAUGGGUAUCCUCUCAGGAUAUUGCGUGGUGUUACAGGAAGCGGAGAUUGCUCUGAAAGCUCAGCGCUUCCCGAACCCGGGAGAUAUGGCAAUAUCUUCGACCAUGUUGGAUGCCGGUCCAUGAGCAAAACAUGCCAGCUUCGAGAUCAAGAUUCUUUGAAAUUGGAAAUGGCCCGCGGUGCCUGAUUCCUAUGCGCCGGAUCAGCCGAGCUCAUCUCAAGGGCGGGGAGCCGAAAUACGACAUAUGGCGAGGCCAAAAAUAGGAUUUUGAUCUUCAGCGAUCCGCAAUCACUUUGAACCCAUGGAAGCAAAGAACGACGAAAGAAGAUUAUGAAACGGCCGAGUCGCCACUAAAAGCUGCACCUAAGCUCUGUUCUGAUCACCGGUCAAGGAACUACAGCACCUCGAACAACCAAUCGCUUAUCCAUGAUUGGUGAUUUACAGUCCUGUUUCAAUCUGAUCAUUUGACAAACUGUCGAAAGACUUGGCUCCAGUUUCAGCAUUACUAGGGUCUUCAACUCGUGGCGCCGGGGGGAGGCUAAAUCUGGUAUCAGAUUUCGAGACAUCCAGUCAGAGGCGACAACCGACAGGCAGGGCUCGUUUUGGGUCGGAGAUUUUAUGAAUCACAUGCAGCCAAUCACGCAAAAUCGUCGAAGGUCGGUACUUUGGUUGACGAGGUUGAACGGAACCCUGCGUUGCACAGGGUCAUCGGAAGCCAGACAGGCAAUGAAAUCUCACAUUCUCACCGAGAUUGGAAGACGCAGCACCACAGGCACCCUUUCCCAAGGCUUGCAGCAGUCUCGAUCUUUGCCCCUCCUCGCGCUACUGAUGCUGCAUCUUCGGGGGUGGAGGUCGUCACACUCGCGGUUGGUCUGGCUUCUCGUUUACUGCGUGCGUGGGCUAAUGUGGUCCAGACAUGCGUCCUAAACAUGCUGCUAAUGUACGGGACGACGACUCCGUACGUAGUGCCAUUUCAUGCCUCUAUGAUCUAUCGACCUUCUUCACCGCCAGAUGACAGAAAUUGAUAGCAACCAACCAACAUGGGAUUCACUGUUCCCAGCAACAGAACAUUACCGGCAUCUUCCCUCGAGAGAGCGCAAACCCCCAUCUCAUUUUUUUCGUCUCUGCUCACUGCAGAACCAUCCUUGCCCAUUUUCGAACCAGAAGGCCAGAAGAUUCCAGCUCUGUGGGAGCAGCUUGACUUGCUACUGAGCUUACUGCGACGAGUGACUCUGCGUCAAGGGUCGAAAAAACAAAAGUCACAGACGCUUCGCCUGGCUCUGCCCACCAUGAUCCCCACACCAGCACGCCGGCGCUUAACUCCUCGACCAAUCCGCUGCCUCCCCGCCGACCGUUGGUGAUGGUCCUGACGGGAACCGGGACACCGCGGAACCCCUGUCAUUCCCGCCGUCGAACCAAUCAAGACCCCGGCCGUUCUGAGGACAGGCGCUUAGCAAAGUGAGGUGACUGGGGGCCCUCCACGGCUUCGCUCCGUACGCGACCACCCACCCCCAUGCAGUGCCCGGGAUGCUGGGUCGUACCAUGGCCGGAUCUGGCAAGGCGCCCCAGGCCGCUUUUGCUGGUCCUUUUCUCGACUUCUUUCUGACUGGACGUUUCGCCUGCCUGGUACUUUUCUUUGGCUUGACGACACGCCCUUGACUGCGUCUGAGCUGUUGACUAUGUCCCAUCGCGGGUUUCGAAACACAGUGUUCCUUGGAUCUCGACCGCGAACCUGCAAGAGAUGCUUUCUGGGACAAAAGCCAACUGAAAGAAAGGAAACAAAAUCACACACGCAAGACAUGCACACCUCGGAGUGUGCAUGUGUGUAUCUGUAUGAGUGUGAGGCAAUCAUGGACCUCAUCAGCCGUGGUCUAUUCCUCAAAGGGCGAUGAAAAGGUUAAGCGGACCACGGAGGAGUGGAGGGGGCCGUAAGGAACGAACUUGGGAAGACAUGGGUGCGCCUUUCUACACUUCAGUCAUCACCGCUUUGCCCAUCACGAGUGCAACACCAAGCCACGACUAGCAGCGGGAGGAGGAUGGUGACGCCCCGGCGCCAGCAACAUCAGCAGUGGCGGAGACAGGAGCAGCAUCUAUAGUGCUGUAAUGUGAUGCCCGCUCUCCGGCCGGAACUUGACGCAUCACCGCCGAACCGUCACCCCCCAUUCCAACCCCAUCUAGCCUACCUUCUGCCGGGUGGUUGCCCCCCUCCCCUCCGGUUCGAUUGCACCGCUUUCCAAGGUUUUCCCUCAUAUUGGAUCACUGAAGAUCGACGGCCAUUACAUCGAUCCCUCAUGGCAUCCCCCUGCUUGGCGUGGUUUCCCAUCUGAUGGGGAGGGGUAUACAACUCGGCUGUGAGAGAGAGAGCGUACCAAACCCAAAGUGUGACGGGAUAGUAUGGGUAUCAUGAGGUGAAGGGCAGGACAAGGCGGACGGGAUGGCAUCCCCCAUCACCUCAGCGGAAACCGAGGCGGGGGAAAGAAGGGUACAGCGGCCAGCCAGCUGAAAGUGAAGACAAACUACGGUCAGAUGGUCAAUUAUGACGCCCAGUCGCACGAUUGGGAGCAAAUAUUCAUUUAGUCAAUGUCCAAGAACGUGGUCACGGCUCUUUACUUGGAAUCACCAUACGUGGGUUCGCCAUACGUGGAUUCAACGCCAUAUCUGCGAGGAAAGGAAAUGGGACCUUGGAACAAGAUAUUUUUAACCUCUGAAGAUCAGAAGAAAUCUAACCCGUUUCCUCGUCAACUCCACCCGGCCGGCCAUCGCGGCCUCUUCUC
Molecule: messenger RNA, 5452 nt
Organism: Colletotrichum scovillei
Lineage: Eukaryota; Fungi; Ascomycota; Sordariomycetes; Glomerellales; Glomerellaceae
Exons: 2
Coding region: 92-2620 (842 amino acids)
Biological process (GO): interstrand cross-link repair
Cellular component (GO): nucleus
Molecular function (GO): 5'-flap endonuclease activity; flap-structured DNA binding; 5'-3' exonuclease activity
Source: RefSeq, a predicted model, not a curated record